AUGGCCUUGCAUGUCCAUAACUCCUACUUUUUCUACACCGUCAUCGUCAUGGCCAUCUUCUCCGCAACGCCGUCGAUGUCUCAGCCGCAAACGGCCAACUCCUGCAACGGAAUAUUCCUGUCGUACGCCUACACCGGCGGCGCGAAGCUGCCGCCGAACGUGUCGGAGCUGGCGCAGCAACCGUACCGGUUCGAGUCGACGCUGACGGUGCUGAAUAACGGGCUACAAGAACUGAAGUCAUGGAGAGUGUUCGUAGGGUUUCAGCAUAACGAGUGGUUGGUAUCUGCGUCGAAUGCGGUGCUCGCCGACGGCACGAAUUUACCCAGUGCGGUUGGGAACGGCACCAUUUUGAGUGGGUCGACGGUGACGAAUUUGAAGACGGCGGCGGAGACGGCUGGCGACAUGGGGCUGAUGGAGGUUUUGGUGGAAAUGGUUGGGACCUUGUUCGGGGUGGCGCCACCCUCUGUGCCUUUGCCUUCCACUUUAAACUUGGUCAAUGAUGGUUUUGUUUGUGGUCAACCCACUCGUCAAGGGAACAAUGAGACUCAUGUAUGUUGCACAAGUGAUCCCAAUUUCAAAACAAACAUAACCACAGAAGAACAGUUCCUACCCCGGCAAAAGGGUGAUCUUAGCAUCAUCUAUGAUGUGACAAAAACUUACGAUUCCAAUUACUGGGCAGAGGUUACAAUUGCAAUCAACAACCCCCUGGGUCGUCUUGACAACUGGAGAUUAAGCUGGGAUUGGAAAAAUGAUGAGUUCAUAUACACAAUGAAAGGAGCUUAUCCAUCUACUGUAGAUUCUUCUGAAUGUAUCUUCGGUUCUCAAGGUGUUUUCUACAAGGAUCUUGACUUUUCCAAUGUGUUGAACUGUGAAAGAAGACCAAACAUAGUUGAUCUCCCUCCCACAAGGUUCAAUGAUUCAGACCUUGGCAAAAUCCCAUUUUGCUGCAGGAAUGGUACAAUUUUGCCACCCACAAUGGAUCCUAGCAUGUCAGCAUCAAGGUUCCAAAUGCAAGUUUACAAAAUGCCGCCAAACCUUAACCGUUCUCAGCUUGCACCACCACAAAACUGGGCAAUAAAGGGUACCCUUAACCCUAAUUACCAAUGUGGCAUCCCUAUAAGAGUGAGUCCUAGUAAAUCACCUGACCCAACAGGGUUACCAUCAAACAUAUCAGCAAUUUCUACUUGGCAGAUUGUGUGCAACAUAACAAACACAAAAAAAGCUACAAGCAAGUGUUGUGUCUCAUUUUCAGCUUUUUACAAUGAAUCAGUUAUUCCGUGCAAAACAUGUGCAUGUGGGUGCCCAAGUAACCCGGAGAGAACCUGUAGUGCUACUUCACCAGCUAUGUGGCUUCCACCAGAGGCCCUUCUUGUUCCUUUUGAGAAUAGAAGUGAAAAGGCUGUUUCUUGGGCUAAAAUCAAGCAUUUACCAGUGCCUAAUCCUAUGCCUUGUGGUGAUAACUGUGGUGUGAGCAUAAACUGGCAUGUGUAUACAGAUUAUCGUAAAGGUUGGACUGCAAGGAUCACACUUUUUAACUGGGGUGACACUGAUUUUGCUGAUUGGUUUGCUGCAGUGCAAUUGGACAAAGCUGCAAUGGGUUUUGAGGAAAUGUAUUCAUUCAAUGGCAGCACCUUACAGAGCGUAAACAACACAAUAUUCAUGCAAGGUAAGAAAGACUUGAAUUUUCUUGUAGCUGAAACAAAUGGAUCUGACCCUAGAAGAGAUCCUAGGGUGCCUGGGAAACAGCAAUCAGUUAUCACAUUUACAAAGAAAAAAACUCCGAGAAUCAAUGUGGCUGGUGGUGAUGGGUUUCCUAGUAAAGUGUUCUUCAAUGGGGAGGAAUGCUCCCUUCCUCUAGUGUUUCCAAGUAGUGGUUUGAGGAUGGAGUUUUCCUUGGUUACUAUGAUGUUCCUAAUAUUGUUGCCAAUCAUAUUCAUGUGGCAAUAG
Molecule: messenger RNA, 1947 nt
Organism: Abrus precatorius (Indian licorice)
Lineage: Eukaryota; Viridiplantae; Streptophyta; Magnoliopsida; Fabales; Fabaceae
Product: COBRA-like protein 7
Exons: 2
Coding region: 1-1947 (648 amino acids)
Biological process (GO): cellulose microfibril organization
Cellular component (GO): membrane
Source: RefSeq, a predicted model, not a curated record